Messenger RNA from Phodopus roborovskii (desert hamster), 1136 nucleotides. RefSeq names its product collectin subfamily member 11 (gene Colec11). The transcript has 7 exons. The record is from RefSeq and is a predicted model, not a curated record. Lineage: Eukaryota; Metazoa; Chordata; Mammalia; Rodentia; Cricetidae. The coding region runs from base 211 to 1029 and encodes 272 amino acids.
GGAAGCUCUUUACAGAUAAGGCUGCAGGCUUCAGCAGAUUCGCUGGGCUGUCUGACAGCCCAGGCACGGGUUCCCACUGAGUUGGACUGCAGCUGGGCUCUAAAUAAGCAGCCAUGAGGUUUCUUGGAGCAGUAUCUGUAUCAGCCGGGGACCGUCAGGACAGCACCUUCGCCUAGUGUGUGUCCAGGAGGCAGUGUCCUGCCUGCACUCAUGAUGACGAGGGACCUGGCUCUGGCAGGCAUGCUGAUUAGCCUGGCUUUCCUGUCACUGCUGCCAUCUGGAUGUCCUCAGCAGACCACAGAGGACGCCUGCUCUGUGCAGAUUCUUGUCCCUGGCCUCAAAGGGGAUGCAGGAGAAAAGGGAGACAAAGGAGCCCCAGGACGGCCAGGAAGAGUCGGCCCUACGGGAGAAAAAGGAGACAUGGGGGACAAAGGACAGAAGGGCACCGUGGGCCGCCAUGGAAAAAUUGGUCCCAUUGGCGCUAAAGGUGAAAAAGGAGACUCUGGUGACAUUGGACCCCCUGGUCCCAGUGGAGAGCCUGGCAUCCCAUGUGAGUGCAGCCAGCUGCGGAAGGCUAUUGGGGAGAUGGACAACCAGGUCACUCAACUGACAACUGAGCUGAAAUUCAUAAAAAACGCUGUUGCUGGUGUGCGUGAGACUGAGAGCAAGAUCUACCUGCUGGUGAAGGAGGAGAAGAGGUAUGCAGAUGCCCAGCUGUACUGCCAAGGCCGGGGAGGCACGCUGAGCAUGCCCAAGGAUGAGGCAGCCAACGGCCUAAUGGCUUCGUACCUGGCACAGGCCGGUCUGGCCCGAGUCUUCAUAGGCAUCAAUGACCUGGAGAAAGAAGGUGCCUUUGUGUACUCGGACCGCUCCCCCAUGCAGACUUUCAACAAGUGGCGCAGUGGAGAGCCCAACAACGCCUAUGACGAGGAGGACUGUGUAGAGAUGGUGGCCUCAGGGGGCUGGAAUGAUGUGGCCUGCCACAUUACCAUGUACUUUAUGUGUGAGUUUGACAAGGAAAACUUGUGAGUGCUGGCAGGCCGUAGCUCAGGGGAGACAGCCAUCUGAACCCUAUCCUUUAGAGAGACUCAGCCUUCCAGACACCAGUGGCCACAAGCUAUCCCUGAGCAUCAGUC